AUGACCCAGACACCUGCCUUCGAUAAACCCAAAGUGAGCGCUCGGGGGAGCUCGGGUCCGGUGGCUGGGGGUAGGGGAGUGGGACUUGCCGGCGCACUUCCCGACCACACCCCAGGAACGAAUGGGGGCUCUGGUCUCAGAUUCAUCACCUGUCACAUGGGCAUCCUAGCACCUCGGGUAUCGAACAACUGUUCUCUCUCCCUCUCUGCCCCCUCGCAGGUGGAACUCCAUGUCCACCUAGACGGUUCCAUCAAGCCUGAAACCAUCUUAUACUACGGCAAGAAGAGAGGGAUUUCCCUCCCGGCUGACACAGUGGAGGGGCUGCAGAAUAUCAUCGGCAUGGACAAGCCGCUCAGCCUUCCGGAAUUCCUGGCCAAGUUCAACUACUACAUGCCUGUUAUUGCGGGCUGCCGGGAGGCCAUCAAAAGGAUUGCCUAUGAGUUUGUGGAGAUGAAGGCCAAAGAGGGAGUGGUGUAUGUGGAGGUGCGCUACAGCCCACACCUGCUGGCCAACUCCAAAGUGAAGCCCCUCUCCUGGAACCAGGUUGAAGGGGACCUCACCCCGGAUGAGGUAGUGGAUCUGGUGAACCAAGGCCUGCAGGAAGGGGAACGUGACUUUGGGAUCAAGGUCCGGUCUAUUCUGUGCUGCAUGCGCCAUGAGCCCAAUUGGUCUCCUGAGGUGGUGGAGCUGUGUAAAAAGUACUGGCAGAAGACGGUGGUGGCCAUCGACCUGGCUGGAGAUGAAACCAUCCAGGGAAGCAGCCUCUUUGAAGGCCACUUGAAGGCCUACGAGGAGGCUGUGAGGAGCGGCAUUCACCGGACUGUGCAUGCCGGGGAGGUGGGCUCUGCUGAAGUGGUGAGAGAGGCCGUGGACAGGCUCAAGACCGAGAGGCUGGGUCAUGGUUACCACACCCUGGAGGACGAGGCCCUGUACAGCAGGCUGAGGCAGGAAAACAUGCACUUCGAGGUCUGCCCCUGGUCCAGUUACCUCACAGGCGCCUGGAAGCCGGGGACCCAGCAUGCAGUUGUUCGGUUCAAAAAUGACAAGGCUAACUACUCCCUUAACACGGACGACCCGCUCAUCUUCAAGUCCAACCUAGACACUGACUACCAGAUGACCAAACAGGAAAUGGGUUUUACUGAAGAGGAGUUUAAAAGACUGAACAUCAAUGCAGCAAAGUCCAGUUUCCUCCCCGAGGGUGAGAAGAAGGAACUUCUGGAUCUGCUCUCUAAGGCCUAUGGAAUGCCAGCUCCGGCCUUUGCAGGAGUCCCUUCCUUCUGGGUUCCUGGAAGUGGGCUGGCAUGA
Molecule: messenger RNA, 1305 nt
Organism: Chrysochloris asiatica (Cape golden mole)
Lineage: Eukaryota; Metazoa; Chordata; Mammalia; Afrosoricida; Chrysochloridae
Gene: ADA
Product: adenosine deaminase
Exons: 13
Coding region: 1-1305 (434 amino acids)
Biological process (GO): inosine biosynthetic process; T cell activation; hypoxanthine salvage
Cellular component (GO): external side of plasma membrane; cytosol
Molecular function (GO): adenosine deaminase activity
Source: RefSeq, a predicted model, not a curated record